AUGGUAUUGGCCAUGGUGAAGGACUCAAUUUCCCUUAUCAAUCAAAUCGACCAUCAAAACUCGUUUCAACGACUGCAACGCAUAAUGGCACAUGUGCUACGGUUCGUUAGGAAUGCACGAACAACGAACCACAAGGAACGAGAAAAAUCGCUCUUAACUGCAAGCGAAAUGGAGGAAUCCUUGCGAGUAAUAGUAAAGGAAGCUCAAUGGGAUGUGUAUCGAGAAUCAAUGCAGCAACUAACAUGUAACAAGCAAUUAAACAACAGCGAUCCAUUGAGCAGUCUGCAUCCAUUCUUAGACGAAUUCGAACUUUUGAGAGUCGGCGGUCGGCUUGAAGCUUCAAAUUUAACUUAUGGUACCAACCACCCGAUCAUCCUUCCUUACGGCCAUUACAUAACUCGAUUGAUUUUGAAUGAUCUGCACCAUAAGCAUCUUCACGCCUGA
Molecule: messenger RNA, 444 nt
Organism: Hermetia illucens (black soldier fly)
Lineage: Eukaryota; Metazoa; Arthropoda; Insecta; Diptera; Stratiomyidae
Exons: 1
Coding region: 1-444 (147 amino acids)
Source: RefSeq, a predicted model, not a curated record